Molecule: messenger RNA, 1113 nt
Organism: Microsporum canis CBS 113480
Lineage: Eukaryota; Fungi; Ascomycota; Eurotiomycetes; Onygenales; Arthrodermataceae
Exons: 1
Coding region: 1-1113 (370 amino acids)
Source: RefSeq, a predicted model, not a curated record
AUGUCGAUACUAGGAGGCAAGCCUGUCGGGUUUCGCUGCUCGUAUCCCUUCUCCAGCUUCUUCCGUCCACGGCAGUGUACGCAGCUGCGAAAGAGCUUCACCUCGGCCGCUGCACGGCAGCAGAGAGCAGCCAGGGAUGGUGACAACGUGUGGGAGCUGAAACACAACGACCGGGACUACUGGGAGGGCUACCUGUCCACCCGCCCAACCUACAGCGAGGACUUCUACGAGCGCAUCUACCGGUACCAUGCCUCGCACGCUGGGCCGUCUUCGUCCUCGUUCUCAGUUGUGCACGACGUAGGCGCCGGGCCAGGCCAGGUUUCCGCCCAGCUGGCCCGCCGGUUCUCCCAUGUCGUCGUGAGCGAUACCAGCGAGAACCAUCUCGACUAUGCCCGCCACUCCCUUUCCUCCAUGGACGGCAUCCCAGCAUCGCGAUUCGCGUACUGCGUAUCGACGGGCGAAGAGCUCAGCUCCAAGUUCCCGCCUUCGUCCGCCGAUCUUAUCGUCUGUCCGCUGAUGUUCCCGCUGAUGGACACCAAGGCCGGCCUGGAGAGCUUUCAAGCCCUGCUCAAACCAAACGGGACUCUCGCCAUCUGGUUCUACAGCCGUGCCCAUUUCGCGGAGCCAGAGUAUGCGCGGGCCUGCCAGCCGUUGCUGGACCGGAUCAUCAACCACCACUAUGCAGGAGAGAUCCAGGGCAGCGGGCCGCAGCACUCCGCCAAGUGGAAGCCCGUGGCAGACGGGAUAGCGAGCUGGCUGGACAAUGUCCCGUUCGUGGAAGAAAACUGGCACUCCGUCGAGCGGUGGAAGUGGAACAAGAGCUGGACGGAGAUGGGCUUCUUCACCCAGGCCGCAUGCGACUUCAAGCUGGAACCGACGAGCAGCGUUGGGGCGAAGGACAAGGUCUUUGAGAUCGAGGAUAGAAAUCUCUGGCGGAAGGACUGGGACGUAUCCCAGCUCCGCAAGUUUGUAGGCCAUCUCUUUCCUUUCGCACACAUGGAUGAGAAGCCGGUGGAACAGACAUGGACGGAUCUGACCCGAGAGAUGGGCGGCGCCCAAGCCCGGAGAGCGUUCUCAUGGCCGCUGGUUCUUAUACUAGUAUCGAAGAAUUGA